Hypoxylon trugodes is the source of this 546-nucleotide messenger RNA. RefSeq names its product marvel domain-containing protein. The coding region runs from base 1 to 546 and encodes 181 amino acids. The transcript is spliced from 3 exons. Gene Ontology annotation, cellular component: plasma membrane; eisosome. NCBI's taxonomy places the organism in Eukaryota, Fungi, Ascomycota, Sordariomycetes, Xylariales, Hypoxylaceae. Gene Ontology annotation, biological process: protein localization to plasma membrane; eisosome assembly. The record is from RefSeq and is a predicted model, not a curated record.
AUGUUGAAGAUCGCGACUUUUGCUGUGAGAGGCCUGCUGCUCCUCUUCAGCGCAGUGGUACUAGGUCUCUCCGUCACCCUUGCCAAACAGCAAGUAGUCGGCUCGCCUCCCUCAGAGACGUCAUUCGGAAGCUUCUGUGGCGCUUUUGGUAUCCUGAUCUCACUCAUUGGUCUCGGUGGCCUAUUCAUCGACAAGAUUCCUCCAGUAGCAUUGAUGGCCGUUGAUGGCCUUGCCUCGGCUCUCUACCUCGCUGGUGCUAUUGCCCUGACUGUCGCACUGAAAUCGGUCCCCAAUUGCACCGAUAAUGAUGACUACAACAAGUUCCAGCGAUACCAGAACAAACUCAUCAACGGCGGAUGUCAGGACGUCGCCGGGAGCCCCGUCUGCCCCGGCGCCAGAGACGACAAUGUGCUCAAGGGUCGUUGCCAGCGCGUGCAAGCCGACUACGUGUUCGAGUACCUCGCUUUCAUCUUCGGUGUCGGCAUGGUCGGCCUAUCAUUCUUCUUGAACCGAAGCGGAGGUAGCCGAACUGCUGCCUACGUUUAA